This is a messenger RNA of Durusdinium trenchii, 861 nucleotides long. Lineage: Eukaryota; Dinophyceae; Suessiales; Symbiodiniaceae. The record is from the annotation of a GenBank genome assembly.
AUGGCUGGUUUGCGAUUCACCCAACCGGAUUCGGAGACGCAACCGGAUACGGCAGCCAUUCCAAAGGCUGCAUAUUCACCAGAUUUCUUUGAAGACGAGUUGCGCGGUUACAGGUUGUUGAAGGCUGCAAAGUUGACAAGUUCUGAGAAACAAAACAUAUUGACUCAAACAAGCAACAGUACAAGCUUUUUGCAAGUACGAAGGGCUCUCAGAACAUUGUUUGCAGAGGAGGAUGAAUCAGGUCACUCCUGGGGUCGACGACCUCGCAUUUGGUGGACAGAUGAUCAACAGAGUUGGGAUACAGUGGAUGACGCUUGGCAAUGUUGGGAUGCCUACGAUCCAGGGCAUGCAACAUGGUAUGCAGAGGAGGACGAAGAGUCCUAUUGGGCUGAGUGGACUGGAGAUGAUUGGGACGAGGCCGAAUGGCCCGAUCUUGAUGAGGCCGCCGAAGAUGGAAAGGGCAAAUCAGUUCAGUUCCACUCCAUCACCAUUGAUCCCUCCAUCUAUCUGAACACCACCACUGGAACACGGGUGAUAGUAGACACUGGGGCAUCGGAGAAUGCCGUCGGAGCUUCAGCAUUGGCCACCCUUUUGGAACAGUCUCAACUCCCCCAUGAAGUUAGUUUGACGGACCGCCCAGUUUUCAAGUUCGGCAAUGGCCAACAGGCACAGGCCACCAGCAGAGUUGAUUUGAGUGGGACCUCAAUCGGCCGUGUGAGCUUCUACGUUCUCGGUGGUGAAGCGAGCGCCACUCCACCGCUUCUCGGAGGCAAGACCCUUCGACAGCUGGGAGCCGUGCUCGCCUACGAGAACAACAUGUUCAUCUACCACAGCCAGGAUCCCCAGCCUUCGUGGUUUGCA